Messenger RNA from Aspergillus chevalieri, 1995 nucleotides. RefSeq lists its product as uncharacterized. The coding region runs from base 1 to 1995 and encodes 664 amino acids. The record is from RefSeq and is a predicted model, not a curated record. Lineage: Eukaryota; Fungi; Ascomycota; Eurotiomycetes; Eurotiales; Aspergillaceae. The transcript has a single exon.
AUGGCCCAGAGACGCUACUCCAACCCUGUCAGGUACUACAGUGUGCCUCCCACCGCGAUCGCGACAGAGCCUAACACCCUAAUGACCACUGUUGCAACGUCAAACCACUCACCCACCCUGCCGACAAUCACCUCACCCAGACCGUCUCCCCCAAGGCAGCCCCAGCGGACAUUCAUCCUCAACCACCCGCCUCUGGGCGAAGCGGAACGGCGCUGCCCACAUGACGACCUGACGCCAAUCGAGGGCAUGUCAGAGAUGUUCCACUGUGACGAGUGCUGGCACAAGCCUGAGCUGGGUUGGCUCUGGACCUGCACGCAGGACGUCGUGGGAGAAGACGGGCUUAUUGAUCCGAAGAAGUGCGCUCUUCUAGAACAGAAAGCGUACAUGUCUGUUUUGAGUGGUGCGCAUGACGAGGAUAAUGUGAAGAUCAUGAUUAAGCAGAGACUGGCUCUUUUGAGCAGGGAAGAGUUUCGUUCGCCUCAGAAUAUGGAGCAGGGUUAUGCAGCUGUGGGCCAGAGCCAGGAUCGGAGACCUAAGGAUGAAGCGUCCACGCCGGAACGACAGAAACAUGUUCGACAGAAAAGCCAACGCGUGCGAUUCGCCGAGGAGAACUCGUACAGAUCACCGUCUCCCUCGGUAUACCGCGAUGAGGAGGAGGAUAAGAGUGUGGAAGUGCAUCACAACACCGUCCCAGAGCAGCAAAGCGUUGCGUCGGAUGAAGAUAACCAUGCUGAGUACGUAGCUUGGCUGAAUAUGAUCACGAACAUGAGGAAUGAGACAAAAUUUGGACAGCUCAGGCCGGAAGUCAACACCUCGCAAUCACCUGCGAACGUUGGUAGCAACGGAUGGGCGCAGUCCAUCCAAGGCGUUCACGCGCAACAACAGCAAAGCUCCGACAACAACGCUCAGUUGCAGACCAACGGAUCUCAACCGCAAGCUAUCGAUCGCUCGUAUAUUACACGGCUUCGCCGUGAGAUGCACAGUUUGGAUUACCACGAAGCCAUCGCGGACAUGCAUAAAACGUCUCGGGUAUCCCCGCAACAGCUUAGGGCCCGCCACCAACCUGAAGUCUCACGCUCCAAGUCUUUCCGUUCGCACUUCCAACGCUCCCAUCAGGGAUCACACAGCCGUGACGAUGAAAACCAGAUUGCAGCGCCUGUACCUGUCCGUCCGGCGUCUCACGACUACAGCAGACCGCACCAAAGCCCUGACCAUCACACUGGACGCCAUGAGCAACUCGGCUCUCACUACCGUGGUGUCCAAAGUCCGCCUGAAACGUUCCGGGGGAGGGCUCUAAGUCGCUCAAACAGCCAUCCCGCGCGACAACCGCCAGGCCAAAACAUCCGCAGGGUCCCGUUUGUGCUGAAUAUCCGCGAUCCUGAGGAGAACCAGAACUCCACCGUGCAAGUCGCCGCACGUGCCAUUGGGUAUAUCCCGAAAGAGCGUCUUUCUCCUGAAUACCAUAGUCCUCCGCCUGCAGCGCAUGAGCAGCCCUCUUACAGGACUACCAAGCCUCUUCCUCCUUCCCCGCCGCCGCCGCCGCCGCCCCGUCGGCCUAGGUUUCUGUUUCCUUGCGGUUAUAAAAUCUGCUCGACAUGCCGGGGAGUGAGGAUAAAUGAGAUGCUCCCGGCGACUAGGUAUAAUCCUGAGGAAGAAAGUGCGCGACCAUCGGCCGUCUCCGAAUGGACUCAGCAGUUCGAUAUCCAGGAACAGCCGAUGUUCUUCCGUCCUGACUUCGAAGACCUGAGUAGUGGCCUGAUGGCGAAAGAUGGCAUCCUCAUACGAGAUGUGCAAUACUUCCUGGCACGAGACAACGAUCCCGACAUCCGGGGACUUAUCGCGAGUCACAUUGUCAAGCUUGGGGAACCUAGCCCUGCACCUGCGGAUGAGAACCUCGCGUCUCGAAUGGAAUGUCUCGCGGCUGAAUCAUUGAGCGGAGGAAGUGACAAUUCAACGGAUGAGAGUGUGGAUGCGGUUGGACAGAAAAUCAUCUAG